Molecule: messenger RNA, 1287 nt
Organism: Lachancea mirantina
Lineage: Eukaryota; Fungi; Ascomycota; Saccharomycetes; Saccharomycetales; Saccharomycetaceae
Source: the annotation of a GenBank genome assembly
AUGAAUCUAUCUAAGCUCAAUGUCAAAUUACGUAUUGCGGUGGUCCAACUCAAUCCUCAGAUUGGGUGUCUUGACGAAACCAUUUCCCGUGCAAAGCAUCUGAUUUCCAUCAUCAAGCCACAUCCUCCAGAUAUUGUUGUUUUCCCAGAAUUUGCGCUGUCAGGCUACUCCUUCCAUUCUUCAAAGCACAUCGAGCCUUACCUGUACCAGGUAACUGAGGGGCCCGCUUACGAGUUGUCUCGUCACAUUUCGAAACAAUUGAAAUGCUACACGAUUAUGGGCUACCCAGAGAAAGUUGUGUCUCCUAAUGACCGCUCAAUCAAUGAUAAAUGCUUCAACUCGGCUAUUGUUGUCGAUUCCUCGGGCGAAAUAGCAUUCAAUUACCGCAAAUCUUUCCUAUAUCAUACAGACGAGAACUGGCAAUGCUUGGAGAAUCCUGCUGGUUUCCAAACUUUUGAGCUUCCCUUUAAGAAAAAGGGCCGGGACCUUCAGACGGGCGAAAUGCACGAUGUAAAACUGAAGACUUCAAUUGGCAUUUGCAUGGAUCUCAGUCCUUACAAGUUUGAGGCUCCCUUCCACGACAUGGAAUUUUCGAGUUUCCAAGUUGAGAAUGAUUCGGAACUCAUCGUGUGUCCAAUGGCCUGGUUACACUCCUCUUCAGUCACAAAUCAGGACGAAGACUCAAAGCAGAAGAAAGAAAGACUUACAAAGGCUCUAAAAGAACAAGGUCUCCCGUCUUGCGGAUCCCAAGGAAAAUACCAAAUCGAUAUCGAAGGCGCAGAUACGGCCACAGAGAUUCCGGCAUGUAAGCCCUUGGAGAGCGAGCAAGACCACAGGCUUCAAAUGAGAGACACUAACUACGAAGAACUUGAUCAACCUGAUGUUUCCAACGUAAAUUACUGGCUCCUACGUUUUUUGCCUUUCUUAGCAUGCAAAUUACGAAAGUCGUGGUUCAGUGAGCGUCUGUUGGUUCCUGUCAUCCAAAAAUUUAAAAGUGGCAGAACGUCUUACUUGGGAGCUAGUACCGAUAAGUCCUGGUUGUUCGAAAAAAAGGAAGCGAUCUUAGUUUUAGCCAACCGGUGUGGUGUGGAAGACGGUAUUACCGCUUUUGCUGGAAGCUCAGGAAUUUAUAAAUUUAAUGGGAAAUAUGGAGACCAAGAGGAAUCUCUUGAUUUGUCAAACAAAAGUGUCUCACUAUUGGGGAAUUUAAGCAAAGGUUACGAAGGUGUACUUGUGCGAAAUGUCGAUUUUCAAGUACGGCGCCCAAAACCACAAUUUAUGAAGUGA